Molecule: messenger RNA, 4407 nt
Organism: Balaenoptera acutorostrata (minke whale)
Lineage: Eukaryota; Metazoa; Chordata; Mammalia; Artiodactyla; Balaenopteridae
Gene: FAM135B
Product: family with sequence similarity 135 member B
Exons: 20
Coding region: 41-4240 (1399 amino acids)
Source: RefSeq, a predicted model, not a curated record
GAGCUCUGCAGUGGGAGACAGGUAAUGAACCAAAGAGAUCAUGUCUGAAGUACAAGGAACGGUUGAGUUUUCUGUAGAGCUACAUAAAUUUUAUAAUGUGGAUCUCUUUCAGAGAGGGUAUUAUCAGAUCCGAGUGACCUUGAAGGUGUCCUCAAGGAUCCCCCACAGACUGAGUGCCUCCGUCCUUGGGCAGACAGACAGCGGCAGCCUGCGCUCCGCCUGUGUCCACGAGAGCACCGUGCACAGCCGAGUCUUUCAGAUCUUAUACAGGAACGAAGAGGUGCCCGUCGGCGAUGCCGUGAUCUUCCGAGCUCAUUUGCUCUUAGAUGGUGAAAGGGUGGAAGAGGCACUAAGUGAAGUCGAUUUCCAACUCAAGGUGGAUUUGCACUUUACAGACAGUGAACAACAGCUGCGGGACAUGGCCGGGGUCCCCGUGAUCAGCAGCCGUGCGCUGGGCCUGCACUUCCACCCCCGGAGAGGCCUGCAUCACCAGGUCCCCGUCAUGUUCGACUAUUUCCACCUGUCGGUGAUCUCGGUGACCAUCCACGCUGCCCUGGUGGCCCUGCAACAGCCCCUGAUCAGUUUUACUCGUCCAGGAAGAGGCUCCUGGCUUGGGAAAGGCGGCCCAGACACGGGACCAGAACAGUCUAGCCUUUCCCUGGAAAACCUGGUCUUUGGAGCUGGAUACUGCAAGCCGACUUCCUCAGAGGGGAGCUUCUACGUGCCCUCUGAGAACUGCAUGCAGCAUGCUUACAAGUGGCACCGGGAGCUGUGCUUCCUGCUCUUACACGCCUACUGGGGACUCCGUGCCUACUUCCUGACCAUCAUGAGGGACAUCCCCGAGCUGCCACGCAUGGAGCUGGAGUCACUUGCUGUUGAAGAAACACUCUCUCAGCUGUGCUCAGAGCUACAGAUGUUGAAUAAUCCAGAGAAGAUAGCUGAGCAGAUAAGUAAGGAUCUUGCCCAGCUGGCCUCCCACCUGAUGGCUCUGUGGACCCAGUUCCUGGACACGGUGACAUUACACUCCCAAGUGACCGCUUAUCUCACCCAGGAGCAUCACACCUUGCGGGUCCGAAGGUUUUCCGAGGCCUUCUUUUAUAUGGAGCACCAAAAACUUGCAGUGCUGACCUUUCAGGAAAAUCUGAUCCAGACCCACAGCCAGCUGUCUCUGGAUGUCCGGAAUUCAGAGUACCUCACCGCCAUGCCCCCGCUGCCCGCAGAGUGUCUGGACAUUGACGGUGACUGCAGCACUCUGCCCGUUAUCUUCGAGGACAGAUAUGUGGACCGCCCGGCCACAGGGCAUAAUUUGAGUGUGUACCCUAGUUUUGAUGUUCCAGCAACAAGUCCUGCAGUACUGAAUCUAAACGACAGAGAGGAGAACCAUAUUGUAAAUAGAAAAUCAUCUUUGAGGGAAGACCUUGUCUUGCCCACCAUGAAACCACCCCAAAUGGACUCUAAUGAAGAGGUUAUUAGGUGUCCAGGGCCAAAUGAGAAUGUCACCACAGCAAGUCAUACGGACGUGUGCUCGGAAUCUCAGGUGUAUCUGACAAUUGGUGAAUUCCAGAACAAAACAGGUUUGCCUGAAGAUGAACGUCAGAUUGGCCAAAGGUCUGAUGUUGGAACGCACCCGCCGACAGAUGAGGACCUGCCCAGGAGGAGUCCUGGUCCAGAGGAUGGCCAGGCCCCAGCACUGACCUACAUUGAUGUGAAUUCUAGCAAUAAGAACCCCUGCAGAGCUGAACCCACGGCAGUCACCAGUACCCAGCACGAAAGUGGGUGCUCUCAAGAUAACUAUGAAUUAGACAGAACUGAGCUAAGCGAAGGGGUAGCAGGUGGAAGUCAUCCCAAUGCCAUCUCUUCAGAGAAAACCACACCCCAUGAGUUAAGUACUCUUGGAAAGGGAGCAGACCAGGGGAGCAAGAUGGUGCUGCUGAGUCAGAAGCUCGUCCCCUCGGAGCCCUGUGAUCCACUAAACUCUUCUUCGAGGGAUCCCUUGGAUGUCAAGGCUUCCCCAAAGGACCCUCACACAGAGGAGCAGGAGGAAGUGUCCGUACUCUCUGGGGUCAUCAAGAGAUCCUCUUCCAUCAUCUCUGAUUCGGGCAUCGAGAGUGAGCCAAGCUCCGUCGCCUGGUCCGAGGCUCGAAGUAGAGCCCCGGAGUUACCGAGUGACCGGGAUGUCUUGCACCAGCUGGUUCGAAGACAUGCCCUACACAGGAACUCCUUAGAGGGUGGACACACAGAGAGCAAUACGAGUUUGCCAAGUGGGAUCCAGGCCUCUCUCACCUCCAUUAGCUCUUUGCCUUUUGAGGAGGAGGAGCGGGAAAUGGCCCUCACCAAACUGACCAAGUCUGUCUCUGCGCCCCAAAUCAGUAGCCCCGAGGAGUCUGCUGAAGAUGCGGGCUCCCUGCAGCAAGGCAGAGGUCUUCCUGAGACUUCAGCCGUGCACAUCAGGGGCACGGAUCGCUCCAGACAGCGCCUUCAACUUCGUAAUGCUGGGGUUCACCAUUCCCUUGUGGAGGUAGUUGCAGAUGCUGACAGCCAGCAGGGCCCUGAUUACAUAGAUAUCCCCAAAGGUAAAGAGAAUCAGCUUGAUCCUCAAGGACCCUGUUGUCUUGAUGGCAGGACCGAUAACCCUCCAGGGGUUGAAACCAAAGGUCUGACUUUAAAAAUACCACGCAUCCCAGCCCUUGAAACCCCUAGGUACAGAGCUUUUCCUACAGAACUCAUGGAGACCCCAAAGCGCAUGCCUGAAGACUCUAAUGCGGGGAAAAGAGCUCUUUCCAACAGCAGCAUCUUGGACGUUGAGCAUUUCACCCACCAUGAGGUGCCUGAAGUGAGUUGUACAUCAGCUGCCCAAACCAUCAACCGGGAUUCAACAGAUGAGCGAAGCAGCUCACCUGGCAUCAUUGAUGAUACAGCGCUUAGUAGAGGACCUAACACCUUCCCAGAGGAUGGGCGUGAAGCAGGCACUGUGUGCUCCACUGUGACUCACGCCAUUCACUCCCAAGCUACAGGAAACCAAGAGCCAAGGGCAGGCCCCUCCAUCAUGCUGUCCCACGUGACCUCUGCAGAGACCUUCUCUCUGGACAGCCUGAAAGCUGUCGAGGUCGUCAACUUAUCCGUGUCUUGCACUGCCACCUGUCUCCCUUUCUCGUCUGUGCCCAAGGAGACCCCUGCCAGGGCUGGAUUCUCUUCCAAACAGACCCCAUUUCCCAUCACUCAUCAACCUUUGGGUUCCUUUGGAGGUGUUCCGAACCAUUCCAGCAAGUUGGAGGAGGAAGUCAGUGAAAGGAUGUUCAGUUUUUAUCAGGCCAAAGAAAAAUUUAAAAAAGAGCUGAAGAUUGAUGGAUUUCUGUACAGUGACUUAUCUGUACUAGCUUCUGACAUACCGUAUUUCCCACCAGAGGAAGAGGAAGAAAAUUUGGAAGACGGGAUUCACCUGGUAGUCUGUGUCCAUGGCCUGGAUGGGAACAGUGCGGACCUCCGUCUGGUAAAGACUUUCAUAGAACUGGGGCUCCCUGGAGGAAAACUGGACUUCCUAAUGUCUGAAAAGAAUCAGAUGGACACGUUUGCAGAUUUUGAUACCAUGACCGAUCGGUUACUGGAUGAAAUCAUUCAGCACAUCCAGCUGUACAACCUCUCCAUAUCGCGAAUUAGCUUCAUCGGCCAUUCUCUGGGCAACAUCAUCAUCCGAUCAGUCCUAACGCGGCCCCGGUUCCGGUAUUACCUCAACAAACUCCACACCUUCCUGUCGCUCUCCGGGCCGCACCUGGGGACCCUGUACAACAACAGCACCCUGGUCAGUACAGGCUUGUGGCUCAUGCAGAAAUUGAAGAAAUCCGGGUCCCUUUUGCAGCUGACCUUCAGGGAUAAUGCUGAUCUGCGCAAAUGUUUCCUUUACCAGCUAAGCCAAAAAACAGGUCUGCAGUAUUUUAAAAAUGUUGUGCUGGUUGCUUCUCCCCAAGACCGCUACGUGCCGUUUCACUCAGCCAGGAUCGAGAUGUGUAAAACUGCCCUCAAAGACAGACACACAGGACCCGUUUUGGCGGAGAUGAUCAACAACCUUCUCCGCCCUCUGGUGGACGCCAAGGACUGCACUUUGAUUCGACACAACGUGUUCCAUGCCUUGCCCAGCACUGCCAACACCCUGAUUGGCCGAGCAGCUCACAUCGCUGUGCUGGAUUCCGAGCUCUUCCUGGAGAAGUUCUUCUUGGUGGCAGGACUCAACUACUUCAAGUAGCGGCUUUGAGGGAGCGGCCUUGGGGAGCUCGCCAGAAACGUUGAAGAUCCGUAAGAGCUCUGGCUGAGACAUCCUUUUACAGACCUCUGUCAUUCCAGGCUGGAGCUCAGAGAGGAAGGCGCUGAGGGAUGGAGGGUGGGGUAGGACCAGACAUUCGAGGUGCUUCC